AUGAUCACAUCGCCCGCAUUUUCUGUCCUGAGAAAUAGUAUCGCGAAUCCGGUGUGGGAGAACAGUUAUUCAGGGGAGAAGAGCGCAGCGAGAAUAAACAAGCCAUUUCUUCACUUCGUAUCUCCCUCAGACCCUUUACGGCAGGCUAAUCGUAUACCCAUAAAGAUUUUGAAAAUGCUUACCGCACGGGGAGGACACAUUUUGCACCCGGAGUACCUUCAACCUUUGCCAUCAACUCCUAUCAGUCCCAUCGAGGUAAGCACUACGUUGGCCACAGGCUACAGGGGACGGGAUAAAAAAGGGAUUGCAAAAGUGUGAUUUUGGGCAGUUAUUACUUUUGAAUGAAUGUUUUUCUAUCUAUGUUUUCAGAUUUCAAAAUAUCGGUACUAUUAGGGCAUUCGAGUUGUGUCUAUAUACGUUUAUUAUCAUAUAGUUAUUGUAAAUUGAACUGCAUUCUUUUGAAAAAAAAGGUUAUGGAUAGAACCCAAAAGCGUUCUAUGAUUGCUUCAUAUAUGGCACCCCUAAAGAUUCUAACCCUUUGAUCGAACCCAAGGGGUUUUUCUUCGCUGAACCAAAAUUGGUUCCAUAUAAAACCCUUGGGUUCCAUAUAGGGUUCUAUAUGGAACAAAUGUCGGUUCUAUAUAGAACCUUAAGGGGUGCCAUAUAUGAAGGCUAUAAUAACCUUAUGCGCAAUGCGUUAAACUCGUGCGUAAUUAACGGAGUUCUCCAAGGGCACAUAAUACACUGAAUAAACAUGAACAUAUUGUUUGGUUUUGAAACACCCCAUGAAAAAAACAUUACAGUCAAAACUUGAAUAAUAAAUAUUAUUUUAUCUUAUUUCGCAGCUGGACGCCAAGAAAAGUCCGUUGGCUCUCUUGGCACAGACCUGCUCACAAAUCGGCAAACCAGACCCUCCGUCCUCUUCCAAACUCUCAUCUGUAACCUCAAAUGGAUCUAGUGACAAAGAGACCAAAUCCGGACCACUAAAAAUGAGUGACAUUGGAAAUGAAGACAAAUCUAGCUUCAAACCAUACUCCAAAUCAUCGGAGAAGAACAAGGACUCCUCGUCCGGCAGUGGUAGUCUGAGUGGAGAUAAAGCUAGUUUCCGAGUGCCUAGCGCCACCUGCCAGCCGUUCACCCCCAGGACAGGCAGCCCCAGCUCCUGCCGCUCUGUGUCUCCGCUGCCAUCUGAGGGUAAGCAGGGAGACAAGGACGAAAAGAAUAAGGAAUCUGAUAGUAAUAAAAACAGUACACUGGAGGGAAACGGAAACGGUAGUCACAGCCGGAUAUCUGGGAUUAACGGUGAGGCUAACCAACACCAGGAGACCACUUCUGGAUCAAAGGCUAUCACAUCAGACUCACUCACAUCUGUCUCCUCUGCAUCAUCUAUUCAUCUUCUGGGUUCAGGAGGACUCGUAGCGCCCGUCUCCCCCUAUAAACCUGGGCACACCGUUUUCCCCCUAUCGCCUGCUGGCAUGUCCUACCCUGGAAGUUUAGCAGGUACAUACGCAGGCUAUCCCCAACACUUUCUCCCUCACGGAAUGACUUUAGACCCGACGAAAUCUAGCAGUCAACUACUUAGUGCUCAGUUCGCCGCUGCCAGCCAACUUCAGUGCAAUAAGGCUGGGAGCCCGUUGUCCAGGGCUUCUCCUCCGUCCCUAAUGUCUGCUAGCCUGUGUAGAGACCCGUACUGCCUGAGUUAUCACUGUGCAAGCCACUUAUCCGGUGCUUCCAGUGCCUCACAGUGCCAUGAGUCCUCGGCUCUGAAGUCAGGAUACCCUCUCAUGUACCCAACUCACCCUUUGCACGGCGUGCAUUCCUCGCCGCCAUCUUUUGCUGGACACCCGUUAUACCCCUAUGGCUUUAUGCUCCCAAAUGACCCUCUGCCACACGUCUGUAAUUGGGUGUCGGCUAACGGACCUUGUGACAAACGGUUUUCUUGCUCAGAAGAGCUUCUCAAUCACCUAAGGACUCACACUGCUUUUGCGGGGACGGAGAAGUUGAUAUCAGGAUACCCAGGUUCAUCAUCACUAGCCAAUGCUGCCGCGGCCGCAAUGGCUUGCCAUAUGCACAUGCCUCCAAACGGGGCCCCGGGCAGCCCUGGAACGCUCACCCUCAGGAGCCCGCAUCACCCUCUGGGACUGAGCACACGCUAUCACCCCUAUUCAAAGAGCCCCAUGCCCCCCGGCGCGUCGGUUCAGAUGCCCGCUGCCACAGGUCCAUAUUAUUCUCCCUAUGCAUUGUAUGGACAGAGACUCACCACGGCAUCAGCGUUAGGAUACCAGUAG
Coregonus sp. 'balchen' is the source of this 2288-nucleotide messenger RNA. NCBI's taxonomy places the organism in Eukaryota, Metazoa, Chordata, Actinopteri, Salmoniformes, Salmonidae. The record is from the annotation of a GenBank genome assembly.